AUUGGAGGAGGAGGUAGUACUCAGAAUGUCUUACUGAGUCUCAGACAAGUUUACAACGGAAAUAGAUAUACAAUAGAAACUAAUGCUACUGCAAAUCUCAAUGUUAUCUUGUACAAUUGUCCUACAUAAGCCCUUGGUUGCUCAUCAUGCUUAACACAGAGAAUUGGUACUGGAUUUAGCUGCAGUUGGUGUACUAGUAAUACUCAAUGUAGAGACAUUAGUGACUGUAGUGAUGCUAGUCCAGUCAUUAGUACAGGAAACUGUCCUCUACCAAUGAUUACUGACUUUAAUCCCAAGGCAGGACCUCCUAGCAGUGGAACAACUAUCAUUAUUAAUGGAACUGAUUUGGGUACACAACGCUCUGACAUAGAGUCUGUUAUGGUUGGUAAUAGAAACUGUAUUGUUGAUGAAUAUCAACCAGGAGUAUGGAUAAAAUGCACCAUUGAUCCUGAUACUAGUGAUAAUGCAAACAGGAAUGAGAGUAUUACAGUAAGAGUGACCAGAUCCAGUGGUAGUGUGGCUGUCAAUAGUUCAACACAGUACCAGUUCAUAACACCAAUCAUUCAAUCAGUGAGUCCUACAUAUGGUCCUGUUAGUGGUGGUACUAGAAUAAGAAUACAAGGUACUAACUUUGAUAUUGGUAAUAAAGAAAUGACAAGAGUAAUAAUGAGACAAUCAUCAAGAAAGAAGAGAAAUACAUGUCCUGAUGUUAACUGUAAUAUCACGAGUAUUAUUAAUACUGAAAUCAACUGUGUUACUAGUAGUAUUAAUGAUACUGAUUGUGUGAGGAAUGUAAUAGUAUCAGUCAAUGGAGCUUCAUUCUCUAAUACUAGUAUAAGCUAUCAAUAUAGACCAGAUCCUACAUUUUAUAGUAUCAGUCCUAUGGUCACAAUACCAGCUGGUGGGAUUUAA
Amphimedon queenslandica is the source of this 912-nucleotide messenger RNA. RefSeq names its product plexin-2-like. The transcript is spliced from 4 exons. Gene Ontology annotation, biological process: semaphorin-plexin signaling pathway; regulation of cell migration. The coding region runs from base 274 to 912 and encodes 212 amino acids. Lineage: Eukaryota; Metazoa; Porifera; Demospongiae; Haplosclerida; Niphatidae. Gene Ontology annotation, cellular component: plasma membrane; semaphorin receptor complex. Gene Ontology annotation, molecular function: semaphorin receptor activity. The record is from RefSeq and is a predicted model, not a curated record.